Messenger RNA from Medicago truncatula (barrel medic), 842 nucleotides. NCBI's taxonomy places the organism in Eukaryota, Viridiplantae, Streptophyta, Magnoliopsida, Fabales, Fabaceae. The record is from RefSeq and is a predicted model, not a curated record.
GAUAUUUUAAACCUUUAAAUUUACUUGAAAUGAUUUAAAAAAGAAAAAAGAUUAGUUCUUCUUCGUAGGAAAUAGGGAUUGAAAUUGGUUCUUCUUCUUCUUCUUCAGUGUUCCUUCUUCUCCAUGGCUGCUGCUGAAUCUCCAACUUCUGUUCGUAAAGUGGUUGUUCAUCUCAGAGCCACCGGUGAUGCUCCUAUUCUCAAACAAUCCAAAUUCAAGAUAGCUGGAACUGAUAAAUUUGCCAAAGUGAUAGACUUUCUUCGCAGACAGCUCCACAGGGAAUCAUUGUUUGUAUAUGUCAACAGUGCUUUUUCACCGAACCCUGAUGAACUGGUCAUUGAUUUGUAUAAUAAUUUUGGCUUUGAUGGAAAACUGGUUGUCAACUACGCUUGUUCUAUGGCAUGGGGCUAACACUAAAAUAACAGUUGCUGGUCGAUAUAACCUGCAAAUUCCAAAAUGUGAAUAUAUAUAGUUUUUCUUUAGUUGUUACCACACGUUUCAGCACAAACUCGGACUUCAAUUGCAUACAAUCAAAGUACAAUAUUGCUAUUGAACUUGAAGAUUCUGACAAGGUAGAAAUGGAACAAAAACUAACAUGUGUUCUUCAUAACUUGUUGGUUUGAAAUGCCUUUAUUUUAGGAGUGUCUUUACAUAAUGGAGCCACCCUUUUAGUUUUAUUCAUGCCAUUUUUUUUUUGUUGAGAAAUCUAUCAUGUCAAUUUAGUCAUGGAUGAUGGUGGUUUAGAAACUCGUAUGCUUGUUGAAGUGAUAACCAUUCAACUAUUAUUCUUUAAUCAAUAUAUCAUGAUGAUGUAUAUAGCUUCAACCAAUAAUUUUAUUGAA